This is a messenger RNA of Alternaria hordeiaustralica, 738 nucleotides long. RefSeq lists its product as uncharacterized. The transcript is spliced from 2 exons. NCBI's taxonomy places the organism in Eukaryota, Fungi, Ascomycota, Dothideomycetes, Pleosporales, Pleosporaceae. The record is from RefSeq and is a predicted model, not a curated record. The coding region runs from base 1 to 738 and encodes 245 amino acids.
AUGAACUCGGAAACGCUGAUGAGCUCGGGUCAUGCGCGUAUCAGGCUGUCACCGCAAGAAGUGACUGUUCCAGCAAAGCCCCACGCGCGUUGCUAUAUUCCUCAGCAACCCGGUCGAAAGUCCAAGUUCUUUGCCGACGGCAAACUCAUCGCGCGCGAGAGCACCUCCACAGCCCAGCAGCCCGUACUCGGAACCCCAUCGUUUGGAACAAGCUCAUCCACUUCUCCUGCUCCCGAAAGCUCUUCUCGUCCACCCUUUGGGGACCCGUUCAAAACGUCGGAGGCAGAACAUCCGUGGAACGCUUAUCAAUGGUAUACUGCGCUGUCGGACAAGCCUGCAGCAUCUAGCGCGUUCUUCUCAGAUAUUUUCACAUCGCCCAAUACGCGGAAUGAUGAGGACAGCAUCCCACAGCGCUCACCAAACCUCGACAUCAGCCACGUGAACUCCAAACCAUCCACGCAAGACAAUCACAGGGCCACAAUCUCCAAAGUGCUUGCACUCCUUGAAGCUGAACAUAAAGAAAGCGUCUCCAAAUCAGACACCGAUGACUUCGACACUGUUAGUCUUCUUUCCGAGUACGAUAUCAUCGAUCCGGCAACUACGAAGUCCAUGGCGGAUUCCUGGGAGGAAGUACCUACACCACCCGAGACUACGUUUGAUGUCGAACCCAUUGACGACUCCGACUGCGACGAUGAAGAUGACGAGUAUUACUCUGAGUCUUACUUCCAGUCUCACUAG